Molecule: messenger RNA, 1140 nt
Organism: Rhodamnia argentea
Lineage: Eukaryota; Viridiplantae; Streptophyta; Magnoliopsida; Myrtales; Myrtaceae
Product: eukaryotic translation initiation factor 6-2
Exons: 8
Coding region: 258-995 (245 amino acids)
Biological process (GO): cytosolic ribosome assembly; maturation of 5.8S rRNA; assembly of large subunit precursor of preribosome
Cellular component (GO): nucleolus; cytosol; preribosome, large subunit precursor
Molecular function (GO): ribosomal large subunit binding
Source: RefSeq, a predicted model, not a curated record
UAUAAAAGUAUCUCCUUUCCUGCCCCGGUUUUCCUCACUCCCUUCUCCGAUUCUCUCUGGUCUAAACCCUAAAAAAGUAAAAACCCUGAUUCAAACGGAGGAGAAUCCCUCAACAGCCUCCUCUUUAAGGGCGGUAGCAUUCACCCUUGAGCUACAGCCCGGAUUCUCGCAUCGACUUGUAAGUUUUUUUUUCGACUGGAGGUUGUUCGUCGAUCAUUGCAAGCGUUGUUCUUUGUAUCUCCUGAACGCACGCUGAUAUGGCAACCAGGCUUCAGUUUGAGAACUCAUGCGAAGUCGGGGUCUUCUCCAAGUUGACAAACGCAUACUGUUUGGUUGCAAUUGGGGGAUCGGAGAACUUCUACAGUGCGUUUGAGACUGAAUUGGCUGAUGUUAUCCCGGUUGUUAAAACGUCCAUUUCGGGCACUAGGAUCAUUGGGCGACUUUGUGCAGGAAACAAGAAUGGGCUUCUUGUGCCACACAACACUACUGACCAAGAGCUUCAACACUUGAGAAAUAGUCUGCCAGAUCAAGUUGUCGUUCAACGUAUUGAAGAAAAGCUAUCUGCCCUGGGGAACUGCAUAGCGUGCAAUGAUCAUGUUGCCCUUACUCAUACUGAUCUUGACAGGGAGACGGAGGAGAUAAUUGCAGAUGUUCUUGGAGUGGAAGUCUUUAGGCAGACUAUUGCUGGCAACAUUCUUGUGGGUAGCUAUUGUGCCUUCUCCAACAGAGGUGGACUGGUUCAUCCACAUACAUCCAUUGAAGACUUGGAUGAGCUCUCGACCCUCCUCCAGGUUCCUUUGGUGGCUGGAACUGUAAACCGAGGUAGCGAAGUAAUCGCAGCCGGUAUGACCGUGAAUGACUGGAUAGCAUUUUGCGGUUCAGACACCACAGCGACUGAACUAUCCGUGAUCGAGAGUGUUUUCAAGUUGAGGGAAGCUCAACCCAGUGCUAUUGUCGAUGAGAUGAGGAAAUCCUUGAUCGACAGCUUUGUCUAGUCAUUUAUCCUGAUUUUAUAUGUAUGUCUGAACGUGCAAUUUCCAGUCUUACCAAGUUGUAGACUGCAAAAAUUGAAUUUCGUGUUUGUUUGCCGUAAGAUCGCUUAAAAUAUUAAAGCCACUCUUGAGUAGUAAGUUGGGUUUC